AUGCAGAUGAAAGGAUCUCAAAAAACGGUUGAUGAGGCUACAAGUAGAAGUAAGCAAUCUAAAUCUAAUUCGGAUCCACCAACUGUUAAUGUUGAGGAAGAUGAAGAAGUUAGCGAAAAUAAUGAUGGUGGUAAAAAAGGUUCUUGGGUGUGGAAGCAUUUUGAUAAAAAUAAGAUAGAUAAGACUUUGAACAAAGUGAAAUGCCCAUAUUGUCCAAAGUUGAUGUGUGCACAUACCAAGAAGAACGGUACGAUCUCAAUGGGAAGGCAGUUAAGACUCUAUUGUGUAUAUUCUCCGGUUUAUGAUCCUAAAGGCAAAUCCGGUGAUUCGAAAAAAAAAACGAAUAUUUGUUGA
Molecule: messenger RNA, 354 nt
Organism: Lactuca virosa
Lineage: Eukaryota; Viridiplantae; Streptophyta; Magnoliopsida; Asterales; Asteraceae
Source: the annotation of a GenBank genome assembly